Molecule: messenger RNA, 6015 nt
Organism: Monascus purpureus
Lineage: Eukaryota; Fungi; Ascomycota; Eurotiomycetes; Eurotiales; Aspergillaceae
Source: the annotation of a GenBank genome assembly
GGAGUUUCAGCGAUGAAGGACAUUCCGCAUGGAGAAGCUGAUCAGAUAGGCACCAGGGCAAUACUACUAUGUGCUAUUAACAUGAAUAUUGGUCGAUGCCUUUCAGGAAUUGGCAUCUAACGGACUGCGUCGAGCAAUUGUCAACGUAGCCCUAAUCCGGAGUGUCUGUGCCGACGCUGACGCUGCCCUGCCGUCUGCUGCUACUACUCUGCACGAAGGACAAAACCGUCCUUCAGUUAGUUUUGCACAUUUUACUCAACUGGACCUGAAUACACCACUAUCCCCAUUAACCAUGGCGGUUCGCAAGUUGGUCCCCGAAACAGCACCAGUGGUGGACGAUGCCCCUGCCUCUACCUCCGUGGACCACAAGAGAUCACUGGCGCACAAGCUCCUGAUUGAACUACUUUCGUGAGUGCCUCGUCGUGUAUCUAUCCUAUCUGCUGGAUCAUAACCGAGAGGAUGUUCUAUUACAGGUACCAGCUCGCACUACCGGUCCGAUGGUGAGUGGAUUGGAUUGCAUUGAACGACGGCUCCAUCAAGUAUCAUGCAUUAACGUCACAGGAUCGAAACACAAAACGAGCUCCUACAAUGGCCAGAGACCAUCCAGAGAUAUGUCGAGGUCGGGCCGAGGACAACGCUGGUCACCAUGGCGAAGAAGACGGCUGCUCGCCGUGCAUCGUCGCAGAUCGUGUCUGCAUCCAAGCUUUCUACGCUGAAAUUCCUAUGCACGAGUGACAAUACGGCCGAGAUUUACUAUGAGUAUCCGCAGGAGAGUGGCGCUCCGGUGGAAGAGGAGGGAUCUAAGUCUGAUGCUGCAGCUCCGGCUCUUGCAGUCAGUGGCUCUUCCAGGACCGCUACCACCGCAAAGGCAACGGUGACGACGCCGUCGUCAAGUUCUCCAGAAACGGCUCCUCCAGCGGCAUCGACUCCCAGUCAGGGGACUCCUGCUGGCGGCAGCACGACUCCCGAUAUUCCUCUCUCUGCGAAGCAUGUCGUUCUAGCUAUGAUCGCACAGAAAUUCAGACGUGCAUUCGACAAUAUCCCGACGCAGAAAACCGUCCAGGAGCUUUCUGGCGGCAAAUCAACUCUCCAGAACGAGAUAAUGGGAGACCUGGCGGUGGAAUUUGGCCAACUCCCCGACGGCGGCGAAUACAUCCCGCUAGACGCACUGGGCGAUGCACUGCAGGGGAACUUCCCAGGAAAGCCAGGGAAGCAGAUGUCGUCCUUGAUUACAAAGUUGAUUUCCCGCAAGAUGCCGGGCGGAUUCAACCAGGCCGCUAUGCAGAACCACCUGGAAAGAGAAUGGGGGUUCAGCAAGGCCCAUGGUCAGGUUGUCAUUUGCCUUGCUAUCACGGUCGAGCCCGAGUCUCGUCUGGAGAGCGCGGACAGUGCCAGGGAGUUCCUGGACGGUCUGGUUUCUCGAUAUGCGUCGUAUGCGGGUAUUACCAUGACGCCACGGGGCAAGGGCAACGUUUCGGCUGAUCAUUCGUCUGCCGUUAUGGUCGAUGAAAGCGUGUUGAAUGGCAUCAAAAGGGAGCAGAGGGACUACCAAAUCAAGGAGCUUGAGUUGCUAUCCAAGCAUCUACAGCUGGAUACGGCGGCCGAUGACGCCGUGCUGAACGAGCUGCGUGCGUCCCAGAAGAGCUUGGAGGAGAAACUUGACCGCUGGGCCUCCGAGUUCGACGACAAGUUCUUCAGCGGGAUCGAGGCGAUAUUCGACGCCCGUAAAGUUCGUCAGUAUGACUCGUGGUGGAACUGGGCCCGCGAAGACACGAUGCGUUUGCUCAGCCGGAUGAGGCCCGGACAACUGCCCCUGCAGCACCUGCAGGAGCAGGGUCUGGUGGCACAGCUGCUGCGCAGGUGGGAGCCUAGCUGUGCAGAGAUUGUCCAGAACUUCCUUGACACGGGCGAAUGCAAGGAGCCCUUUCUUGCCACGGCUGCAGAGAUCCUGCGACUUGGAUCAGACGCGCUGAAGAAGAGCCCUGUCUACCGAUUCACCACGCCGUCGAUGAAGCCUCGAACCGUCAUUUCAGCCACGGGAUGCGUUGAGUACUCCGAGGUUCCCCGUGAGAACAGUUCAUACAUCGCUCUGCUGAAACAAGGGCUCGUGGCUGCCUCGGGCGAGAGAGUACCCUAUGUGCAUCUCAAGAAGAAGGCCCCUGAUCAAGCCUGGCGGUACGAUGCACAGUCAACUGAGAUCCUUCUAGAGGCUCUCGGCACCGGCUCCGGUGCAGGACUCACCUUUUCCGGCAAGACAGUGCUGGUCACAGGCGCCGGACCGAACUCCAUCGGCGCAGCAGUAGUUCGGGGUCUGCUGAACGGCGGUGCGAAGGUCAUCGUCACCACCAGCCGCAGCGUUUCCAGCGCCGCUUCGUUCUUCCAGCGAAUGUACCGGGAAUGCGCUGCCCGGGGGGCCACGAUGGCCGUGGUACCCUUCAACCAAGCCAGCAAGAGAGACUGCGAAUCGCUGGUGGAGUAUAUCUACGGCGCACAUUCGCCCGUGGACGGUGACCUCGACUACCUCGUGCCGUUUGGAGCGAUCCCCGAGAAGGUCGAGCUCAGCAAGCUCGAUGGCGCGUCUGAGCUGGCGCAUCGAGCCAUGCUGGUCAAUAUCCUGCGCAUCCUGGGCCUGGUGUACAAGGAGAAGGAACAGCGUGGAUUACGCACGAGACCGACCACCGUCAUUGUUCCGCUGUCUUUCAACCUGGGAGGAUUCGGUGGUGACGGCCUCUAUCCUGAGUCCAAGAUCGGAUUGGAGGCGCUGUUCAACCGGUACUUCUCUGGGAACUGGUCUGACUAUCUCAGCAUCUGCGGCGCGGCCAUCGGCUGGGUCCGGGGGACGACGCUUUCACAGUCCAUCCGGCUGCUCGGCGAGGCCAUCGAGCAUGCCAAUGGCCUGGAUGUUAUUACUUUCUCGCAAGAGGAGAUGGCCUUCAAUAUUCUCGCCUUGAUGACGCCCUCCAUCGCGGAGACGUGCGAGGAGGGUCCCGUGUACGCGGAUCUCACCGGGGGAGCGAAGGCGAUCGCCAAUAUCAAGGACGUGAUGGCAGCGGCACGGGCGAAGUUCUUGAAGGAAAGCAGCAUUCAAAAGGCUCUCUUGGCCGAGAGAGCCUACGAACAGAGAGUGUUGUAUGGCUCUGAGUCUCCCCGGAACGACACGUCCUCGCCCCGUCCCCGUCUCAGCACCAAACGGGCUCGUCUGUCCCUCGAGUUCCCCGAGGUUCCCAGCAAGAGCGACCUCAAGGCCCAUCUUGUAGACUUGCAGGGCAUGGUCGACCUGUCUCGCACCGUCGUGGUCGUGGGAUUCUCGGAACUGGGUCCAUGGGGCAACGCCCGCACGCGCUGGCAGAUGGAGCAUUUGACGGACCUCACGCCGGAGGGCUAUAUCGAGAUGGCCUGGAUAAUGGGCCUGGUCGAGCACUUCCAAGGCCAUCUCGACGGGAAGCCGUUCGUCGGCUGGGUAGAUGCGCAGACCAAACAGCCCGUAGCGGAUGCCGAGUUCAAGGAGAAGUAUCAGGCUCACAUUCUCGCCCAUGCCGGGCUGCGCUUUGUCGAACCGGACUUGCUCGGCGGCUACGACCCGUCCAAGAAAGAAUUCCUGCAGGAGAUCGUGGUCGAGGAAGCGCUGCCGUCCUUCUCGACCUCCAAGGCCAACGCAGACGCCUUCCGGCUGCGGCUCGGCGACAAGGUGGCCGUCCGUCGCAUGCCCGAGUCGGAUGAAUACCUCGUGCAGGUCAAGAGAGGCGCGCAUUUCUUCGUGCCCAAGGCUGUUCCCUUUAACCGCGGCGUUGCUGGCCUGCUGCCCGCCGGAUGGGAUCCCCUGCGCUACGGGAUCCCCGAGGAUAUCGUGCAGCAGGUCGACCCGGUGACUCUCUACGCCCUCUGCUGUGUUUCUGAGGCCUUGCUGUCCGCGGGGAUCCGGGAUCCCUACGAACUGUACCGGUACAUUCACGUCUCGGAGCUGGCCAACUGUCUCGGUACGGGAGCCGGUGCUCAAUCCGCUGCGCAGCGUCUCUACAAGAAGCGAUAUCUCGACCACGCGGUGCAGAGUGACAUCCUGUCCGAGUCCUUCCUGAACACCACAGCGGCUUGGGUGAACAUGCUGGUGUUCUCGUCCACGGGACCCAUCAAGACCCCCGUCGGCGCCUGUGCGACGGCAAUCGAAUCCCUGGAUAUCGGCUGCGAUGCAAUUCGCUCCGGCCGGUCCCAGGUAGCCCUGGUCGGGGGCUACGAUGAUUUCCGGGAAGAAGCGUCGUACGAGUUUGCCAUGAUGAACGCCACGGCAAGCAGCGUCGGCGAGCUGGCCCAGGGCCGGCUGCCCAGGGAAAUGUCCCGGCCCAGCACGACGACCCGUGGCGGCUUUGUCGAGUCCGCUGGAUGCGGCGUCCAGCUCAUCAUGAAUGCCGAGCUGGCCAUCGAGAUGGGGCUUCCAAUCCAUGCGAUCAUCGCGUACACGCAGAUGGCCGGCGACAAGAUCGGGCGAUCCAUCCCGGCGCCGGGACAGGGCAUCUUGACUGCUGCCCGGGAGACAUCCGCAGGCCAUGAUUCAGCCCUGCUCGAUCUGGCGCACCGCCGGAAACGGCUCACGGACGAGGUGGACGCCGUUCACCAGUGGGUGACGCAGCAGCUGGCCGCAACUCGAGGUCCGGCGGGCUGGCCCGACAGGGCGAUUGACGAGAUCGAGGCGACAGCCUUGCGCAAGAUCAAGCACGCGCAGCACGCGUGGGGGAAUGACAUCCGGUGUCAGGAUCCUUCCAUUUCACCUCUCAAAGCUUCCCUGGCAACCUGGGGCUUGACCAUCGACGACGUCCAGGUGGUCUCGAUGCACGGGACAUCGACGAAAGCCAACGACACGAACGAAGCCGACGUGAUCAGCCAGCAGAUGGACCAUCUCGGGCGUCGGCCGGGCAAUCCCCUGCUGGCCGUGUGCCAGAAGGCGCUGACCGGCCAUCCGAAGGGCGCAGCAGGCGCCUGGCAGCUCCACGGCUGCAUGCAGAUGUUGCAGACGGGCAUCGUGCCUGGGAACCGGAACGCAGAUAACAUCGACAGCAAGCUCCGCCAGCACCGGCACAUCGUGUAUCCGAUGGAGUCCAUGCCGAUGCCGCAGUUGAAGGCGGCCAUGCUCACCUCGUUCGGCUUUGGGCAGAAAGGGGGCAUUGCUGUCGUUGUUGCUGCGCGCCAUCUCUUCUCUGCGAUGGCUGAGGAUGAGCUGGAGGCGUACCGUCGUCGAGUCGCAAAGCGCCAACGCGAGGCUGACAGUGCCUAUGUUUCCGGGAUCAUGUCCAAGUCACUGUUCAAAGCCAAAGAGGUCUCCGUCUGGGGCAAAUCGGACGCAAGCAUGAGUCGUAUGCUCCUGGAUCCAAAGGCGCGAGUGGGAGGCCAUCCGGAGAACAACAACAACAACAACAACAACAACAGCAGCAGCAAGAGAAACACCAGCAUCGAGAGACUCACGCGCUUAUUGCUUCCCUCGCAGAAGCCAGAGACAGAAGCAUCUCCCGAGGGCCAGCAAAGCACAUCGCUCACCGCGAGCAUCCAGGCCUUACUGGCCUCUCAAUCCACAACCCGGCCGACGUCAACCAGCAUCGGCGUCGACGUCGAAGCUAUCUCCAGCAUCCCCAUGGGGAACGCCGUCUUUCUGGAGCGGAACUUUACUCGGAGUGAGCGAGAUCACUGCUUUUCCUCGCCAACGCCCCAGGCAUCCUUUGCCGGGCGAUGGAGCGCCAAGGAGGCGGUCUUCAAAAGUCUGCAAACUCCCUCGGUCGGUGCCGGAGCGGCGAUGGCAGAGAUUGAAAUAGUCAGUGACGGGGGGGUGCCUAAAGUGCAGCUCCACGGCCGUGCGAAGGAGGUGGCACUUGCGAAGGGAAUAAGGAACAUCCAGGCUAGCAUUACGCAUUCGGGGGAAACGGUCACUGCCGUGGCAUUGGCAGAGUCAUCGCCGAUGUGUUGAUUAUACUACAACAGGGAUUGACUUCGUGUACUACACCCAGCACAGCGCACGUCUACAAUUUGAUU